This is a messenger RNA of Linum tenue, 819 nucleotides long. The record is from the annotation of a GenBank genome assembly. Lineage: Eukaryota; Viridiplantae; Streptophyta; Magnoliopsida; Malpighiales; Linaceae.
AUGGCCGGCCUGGUCUUCGCCGGCGUCCUGAUCGGGAGCUUCCUCCGCUCCGGCGGCGACGACUCCUUCCUCUGCUCCCUCGCGAGCAAGAAGCUGAUCCGCGCCACAUCCGAUUACCCCACCACGCCGGCCCAGCUCCAGGCGAUCGUCCACUACGCCACCUCCCGGAUCACGCCGCAGCAGAACAUCGACGAGAUCACCGUAACCCUCGACGUCCUCCGCGGCCGCUCUUUCUCCCCGGCCAAUUUCCUCGUCUUCGGCCUCGGAUUCGAUUCCCUGAUGUGGAGCGCACUGAACCCCAGGGGGAAGACGGUCUUCCUCGAGGAGGAUCCGUCGUGGGUCGAGAAAGUGCUGAAGGACGCGCCGUCGCUCCACGCGCACACCGUCCGGUACCGCACCCAGCUCAAGGAGGCCGACGAGCUCCUGAAUUCGUACAGGAAGGAGCCGACGUGCUCGCCGGCGAGGGCCUAUCUCGACGGGAACUACGCCUGCCCGCUGGCCCUGACCGGGCUGCCCGGCGAGGUCUACGCGACGGAGUGGGACCUGAUCAUGAUCGACGCGCCGCGCGGGUACUUCGCCGAGGCGCCCGGGAGGAUGGGAGCGAUAUUCUCGGCGGCGGUUAUGGCGAGGGCGAGGAAGGGAUCGGGUGUGACGCACGUGUUUCUGCACGAUGUGGACCGGAAGGUGGAGAAGGCGUUUGCGGAGGAGUUCCUGUGCCGGAAGUACCUGGUGAAGGGCGUCGGGCGGUUGUGGCAUUUCGAGAUCCCGCCGGCGUCGAACGUGACCGGCGGGCAGGAUGAGAACUCGUGGUUUUGUUAG